Messenger RNA from Drosophila takahashii, 1206 nucleotides. Its product is annotated as activating signal cointegrator 1 complex subunit 1. Gene Ontology annotation, molecular function: RNA binding. Gene Ontology annotation, cellular component: nucleus. NCBI's taxonomy places the organism in Eukaryota, Metazoa, Arthropoda, Insecta, Diptera, Drosophilidae. Gene Ontology annotation, biological process: regulation of DNA-templated transcription; DNA alkylation repair. The record is from RefSeq and is a predicted model, not a curated record.
UUCAAAGAAACUCCUUUCAUUUCGGGAUUUCCCCGUGAAUUAACAAGCAUUCCGCAGUUCUCUGAUCACAAUGAGUCGCGAAGUUCUAUCACCUCCUGUCCAAGCGAUGAGCCAAAACCGGCGCUAUAGGGUUAACAUUGUUCACGAAGACUUCGGAGGCGACAAGUGGAAUGGCCAAAAUAAAGGGUCUAAAAGGCAGAACCAGGCCUACGAGGAACCAGAUUUAUAUGGCGAAGACGAUGACGAGGAUGAUCCGGCGGCCAGUAACAUUGAGGAGUCCCCAAAUGGCGACUUCAAGCUUGCUCUUCAUGUGCCAAAAUCAUUCUACGGCGGAUUAAUUGGCCUCAAGGGUUCUACUAAGCGCCGCAUCGAGGAGGAGACCAGGACAGAGAUCUACGUUCCACGUCAGAACGAGAAGUCCAACGACGUGGUCAUCAGAGGCAAACAACGCAGUCAGUUGUGCGCUGCACUGCGUCAAAUCCGCCAUCUGAUUACCUCGCUGCGGAAGAAGAUGAAGCCCACCCACUUUUUGGCCGUGGCCAUGAACUCCGGGGAAGUCCAGAAGCGUUUUGUAGAACUAAAGAAAAGCAUCUUAGAGGCUCAGUUGCCAGGCAUUGAUGAGGAGUUGUUCAUGCCGGAGCGCAGUAUCCACCUUACCUUAGGUGUCUAUGUGCUCUUGGAUGAUGAUGAACGCCAAAGGGCGCUCAAGGAGCUGGAAGCCUGUCGUCCCCUUUUGGCUGACCUAAAAACGCCCUUCGAAAUGAAGGUCAAGGGCCUGGAGAUCAUGAACGACGAUCCCAGCUUCACUCGCAUUCUAUACGGUCGCGUCGAGUCUCCGGAGCUCCAGAAGUUCGCGGAUCAGUGCUUGAGCCACUUCCAGGGUACCGGACUGUGCGCCACGGAUAACAACGAGCGUGAAUCUAUCAAACUCCACAUGACCCUGAUGAACAACCGCUACCGCAAGGAGGCAAUGAAGGCUGGGAACAGUUUCGAUGCCCGCGAGAUCCUGAAGCGCUUUGGAGACUUUGACUUCGGAGCUGCACAGUGCCAGGCGGUGCAUCUGUGCGUACUAAAAUCCCGCGGAGAAGACGAGUUCUACAAGAUAUCCGGCAGUCUGCAGUUUUAAGAACAAUUUGUUAUAGAUUUGUGUUCAUUAGGAUAUGUAAAUAUGUACAAAUAUGAAAUAACAGAUCUAUUUAAACUUUA